GCCGAUUCGACUGCCUUCGUGUACGCUUUGCUCUUAUUCUUCGUUCGCCUGGCUGCGUUGCUGUAACUUUCACUAGCGCAACUCACAUCAAAAACAUAAAACUCGCGUAAAAAUGGGCUCUGGCAAACAACAGAAAGUGCAAUCAUCCGGUUUCACCAAGGAGGAGGAGCUGCUGCUACAGGACUUCAGUCGCAACGUCAGCACCAAAUCGGCGACAAUCUUCUAUGGCAACGCUUUCAUCGUCUCCGCUCUGCCAAUAUGGCUCUUCUGGCGCAUCCACAACAUGGACCUGUGGCCCAGCUCUAUUCUGUUCGUGCUGGUGACUGCGGCAAGCACCUACUUGAUGGCAACGGCCUACAAGAACAUCAAGUUCCAGCUUAAACACAAGAUUGCAGUUCGCCGUGAGGAAGCUGUUACACGCGAGGUGAACCGUCAGCUGGGCGACGACAAGAAGGUCACGCGCAAGGAGAAGGACGAACGCAUCCUGUGGAAGAAGAAUGAAGUUGCCGACUACGAGGCCACAACCUAUUCGAUUUUCUACAACAAUGCCAUCUACUUGGCCAUCAUCAUCUUCAUCAGCUUCUUCCUGCUGAAGAAUGCCACACCGUUUGUCAACUACAUCUUCUCCAUCGGCAUCGCGAGUGGUGUCCUGGCGUUAUUCUCCACCAGCGCUCAAACGAACUGAACAAUAUAGAUAUGCAUGUACUCGUAAUGUUAGGCCCAUUAAGAGAUUCUUACCUUAAAAGUGCAAGCAGCAAAUUCCAUUCAUCACUGGCUCGCAUUGUUGACUUGAUUGUAAACAUUUUAGCUAUUUCGAGAAUAUAAAUUUUAUAAUGAAA
Molecule: messenger RNA, 839 nt
Organism: Drosophila arizonae
Lineage: Eukaryota; Metazoa; Arthropoda; Insecta; Diptera; Drosophilidae
Product: translocon-associated protein subunit gamma
Biological process (GO): SRP-dependent cotranslational protein targeting to membrane
Cellular component (GO): membrane; endoplasmic reticulum
Source: RefSeq, a predicted model, not a curated record